AUGGGCGGCAUCAAUUCUGUAGCCAUUCGAUCCACUCCUCACGACGACGACGGAAAGCUUGAUCUCGAGAAUAACUACAACAACAACAACAGCAACUUCCAUUCGAGAGCUCUCGAGGGUGAAGAAGCAGAACGAGCCUUACAGAGAGCUCUCUUCAUUGGCACCACCAACACCAGCACCAACAGCACCACCACUACUGAUUCAUCACCAGCACCACCACACCACCACACCCACCGAUCAGGAUCUGUUGCUUCUGAGGGAUCACCCAAAUCCAUUCCAAUUUGGCUCGACAACACAACCACUUGUUACUUUCCGAACCGUAACAAUAAGAGAUCUUCCUUUCUUCCUCAACAACGAUCUUUUUGCACCACCAAAUCCACGCAGAAACCAGCACUUUUAUGUAAACGAGAAUCAGAGUCCACAUUGAAAUCAUCCGUGGAGUCCACCUUCAAUACGGAUUCCAUCUCUCUGAAUGGCUCGAAACGAAGUCAUUCUGCUAUUGGUCUCUCACUCUAUGAAAAGUCAUUACUCACAAGGGAAUUGAAAGCGAGUAUGAAUGAUCACUUUCAACCACAAAAACAACAAAUGGUUGAAUCGGCCUCCAUGUUACACUCAUCGGUUUCAACGUCCUCAUUCCUUUCUUCGAGUGAUCACAAUAGAAACAGUCCUAAGAAAGCAGCUAAGAAUAAUGGUGUUGUUUCAACCCAACAAGGAGAUUCAUGUGCAGAUGACUUGUACGAUUAUGGCAAAUCUGAAAAGAAUCAACGAAACUUUCGAUCUCAAUCACUUCCAAAUACGAAUACAGAACCUGGGUCUCCCAUUCGACCAAUGAAGAAGGUUAACUCAGAUAAUUUCGGUUGUGACUUCCUUCCCAUCAUUGUCACACCUCCACCCUCUUCACCUGAACUCACUUCGUCAACGCCACCUUUUCGAUCCGUGAGUCAAGAAUUGCAACAAGCCAAGAGAGAAAACGAGCUCGACGAAAGAAGAAAUUACUCGAGCAACAAUUAA
Messenger RNA from Naegleria fowleri, 1011 nucleotides. RefSeq lists its product as uncharacterized. Lineage: Eukaryota; Heterolobosea; Eutetramitea; Acrasida; Naegleriidae. The record is from RefSeq and is a predicted model, not a curated record. The transcript has 2 exons. Bases 1 to 1011 code for a protein of 336 amino acids.